AUAUUGCCAGAUCGAAUAGCGCGAUCCAAUCUCCGUAUACAGCCUAACAAUAUUGCCGACCUGUCGUCUUCGUUGUCGAGGAGGAACCGUCCGAUACCCCGAUUCACUGUUAUAAAAUAUCCACCGGGCGCCGGUUUAUUGAUUCGUCCGUCGUCGUUAGUUGUACACCAGCAGCUGCCAAGUGUGCCACCCGGAUUCUGAUCAAUUUCCAUUUUUUUAUUUUAUUUAUUUCAUCGUUUUCUCCAACCCAUAAUCACCCUUGUCGCCAUGUACAACCUAAGCCGCUUAGGACGUAAUGUGUCGGAGAGCGUCCUGAGGACGACGUCCAUAUCAUCUGCCCGUGGACUCCAUGAAAUGCCUGAUCACCUCAAGGAUGUGCCUACGGCCGAGAACCCACGGUUCUUUGACAUGGUAGAAUAUUUCUUCCAUCGUGCGUGUCAGGUGGCUGAGGACAAGCUUGUUGAGGACAUCAAAGCCAAAAUGUCUGUGGAAGACAAGAGGAAAAAAGUUAAGGGAAUAUUGUUGGGCAUGCAGCCGUGUGAUCACAUACUGGAAACAUCUUUCCCGGUUCGUAGGGACAGUGGUGACUAUGAGAUGAUUACUGGUUACCGUGCACAACACAGUACACAUAGAACACCAUGUAAAGGAGGUAUUCGUUUUUCUUUGGAUGUUUGUCGUGAUGAAGUUAAAGCUUUAGCUGCUUUGAUGACUUUUAAGUGUGCAUGUGUUGAUGUACCAUUUGGAGGUGCAAAAGCAGGAAUUAAAAUAAAUCCAAAAUUGUAUUCAGAAAAUGAAUUGGAGCAAAUUACUAGGCGGUUCACAUUGGAAUUGGCUAAAAAAGGAUUUAUUGGACCCGGUGUAGAUGUACCUGCACCAGAUAUGGGAACUGGUGAACGUGAAAUGUCAUGGAUAGCUGAUACAUAUGCUAAAACUAUAGGGCAUUUAGACAUUAACGCUCAUGCUUGUGUUACUGGUAAGCCAAUUAAUCAAGGUGGAAUUCAUGGUCGUGUAUCAGCUACUGGUAGAGGUGUUUUUCACGGAUUAGAAAAUUUCAUUAUGGAGGCCAAUUAUAUGAGCUUAAUUGGUACAACACCCGGAUGGGGUGGAAAAACUUUUAUUGUUCAAGGUUUCGGUAAUGUUGGAUUACAUUCAAUGCGUUACUUACACAGAGCAGGUGCUACAUGCAUCGGUGUGAUUGAACAUGAUGGUUCUAUUUAUAACCCAGAUGGAAUUGAUCCUAAAGCAUUGGAAGAUUGGAGAAUUGACAAUGGUACUAUUUUAGGAUUCCCAGGCGCUCAGCCAUAUACAGGUGAAAACCUGAUGUAUGAACCUUGUGAUAUAUUAGUACCAGCUGCCACCGAAAAAGUCAUAACAUCAGCUAAUGCUCAUAAGAUCCAAGCAAAAAUUAUUGGUGAAGCUGCUAAUGGUCCUACAACUCCUGCUGCUGAUAAAAUUCUAAUAGAAAGAAAUAUUUUGAUUGUACCAGAUUUAUAUAUAAAUGCUGGUGGUGUAACUGUAUCAUUCUUUGAAUGGUUAAAGAAUUUGAAUCAUGUUUCUUAUGGUCGUUUAACGUUCAAAUAUGAACGUGAAUCAAAUUACCAUUUAUUAGAAUCCGUGCAAGAAUCAUUGGAACGUCGUUUUGGCCGUGUGGGAGGAAGAAUUCCUGUUACACCUUCUGAAUCCUUCCAAAAACGUAUAUCUGGAGCAUCUGAAAAAGAUAUAGUGCAUUCUGGAUUAGAUUAUACAAUGGAACGUUCAGCUCGAGCUAUUAUGAAAACUGCUAUGAAAUAUAACUUGGGUCUUGAUCUUCGUACUGCUGCUUAUAUCAACUCGAUAGAGAAAAUUUUCACUACCUAUAAAGAAGCUGGACAAACUUUCUAAUUCUUUUGUUUCUACUGUUUUGGUGGAAGCUUACUAAGGAAUUUAGGUGUUGACAAACUAGCCAAAUUCAUAUUUUUUAAUUACAUUAAACUUUUAAUUAUUAAUUAUUAUUACCAAGUUGAUAUACGAUCAGUCAUUAAUUAAACUAAUAAAAAGGAAUGAAUAACUUUUUCCUUGUUAACAAAAUUCAUCUUUUAAUCAAGACAUACUUUUAAAAAGUUCCUUUAUAGUACAAAAUCAAUGUAUGUUAUUUUAUAAGAUAUAAUUUACAUAAGUACUCAUUUGAGACCCAUUGAAUAUAAAAUUCCAUAUAUUUCACAACAUUGAAUUUGUACAUUAAAUGAUUAAAUAUCAUAAAUGAUUUUAUAGUAUCAGUAUUUUUGAUUUUGUUGUUUUAUAGAAUUAAACCUAAUGAAAUUAUCAUUUUAUGAAUUUGGCUAAUUGUUUUCUUUAUAUAAAAAUAAUGAAAACAUUAUUUAACUAUAUUGACUUAUUUGAAGUUAAAAAAUUCCAAAUCAUUUUUACUUUUAAGAAAAUAAAGUAUACGUGUUUAUUCAGUAUUGUAUUAUAAAGUUUUGAAUAUUUUAUUUUAUAUUCUUCUGGUAAAUGUAAAAUCUAACUUACAGAAAUUAAUUUAAAUAAAUAUACAAGUACAAAUUACUAAUCCAUGCUCAUAAUAUAUCACAAUAAUUUUAUUAUCAUAAUCAUAUAAUUGAAAAUGUGAGUAAAUUUAUGUUUUUUUCUAUUUUAUAAGGAAUAUUUAAACCAUAAAUUUUAGUUUACUCAUAUAUUAAAUUUAAAAUAGUGUAAAUCAGCAGUCAUCUCAUAUUUUAUGAAAUUGUAAAGAAAUAAUAAGCAUACAAAUUGUUUAUAUUGUUUUGGAAUUUUUUUCGCGUUUUAAGUUAAUAAUUUUAAAAACUAAGAGUAUUAACUAUUUGUUAGAAAUUGUAUUAAAAUUAAUAUAUUUAUAAUCAUCACUUAAUAUGAAAACUGACAAUACAUUCAUGUUGUUAAUAUUGUACGUAUUUUUAUUUUAAAGUAUGAUCUUAAUCAUACAAUAUUUUUAAUCUGAAAGUUUAAAUUAUAUUUAUUAAUUUUUGUUAUUAUUGUCAAUGAUAUAUAAGUAACUAAUUGCUUUAGUUGAAUUGUUAGUUUUGUUGAAUUAUUUAGAUGUACUUAUUACUUAUGUGUGCUAUUAAAUAACAAAUCAAGAAAUUCAAAGUUGAAAAUCUGUAGAAGUAAUUACUGUGGAUAAAAUUUUAACAGGAGAAUAAAACAAGUAUUACAAU
Molecule: messenger RNA, 3170 nt
Organism: Rhopalosiphum padi (bird cherry-oat aphid)
Lineage: Eukaryota; Metazoa; Arthropoda; Insecta; Hemiptera; Aphididae
Gene: Gdh
Product: glutamate dehydrogenase, mitochondrial
Exons: 9
Coding region: 268-1881 (537 amino acids)
Biological process (GO): L-glutamate catabolic process
Cellular component (GO): mitochondrion
Molecular function (GO): L-glutamate dehydrogenase (NAD+) activity
Source: RefSeq, a predicted model, not a curated record